Molecule: messenger RNA, 2773 nt
Organism: Osmia bicornis bicornis
Lineage: Eukaryota; Metazoa; Arthropoda; Insecta; Hymenoptera; Megachilidae
Exons: 11
Coding region: 8-2773 (921 amino acids)
Source: RefSeq, a predicted model, not a curated record
CAGUGUCAUGAAUAAUGAGUUAAGAAACGGCUUCUCCAAUGUACCAAAGAUCUUAGAGAUUCAAUUGCCUUUGAAAAUCGCCUCGAAGGAUGAUUUGGUCGCAUGGGCCAGGUAUGUCAUGGGUUUGAUGGCUUCCAAGAUCAACAUCACAUUGACUACGGUGAAAGAGUCCCCAGCGACGACUUCCGGAAACACCAGAGCUCCAGAAAUCAUGAAGAACAUCGACAAUACCAAACAGCCGCAAAUUGUUAAGGAUUCGGUGCACAGGAAGUCGCAGAGUGUUAAUCAGAUGGCUGGGAUUCGAAAUUUGGCCAGCAUUAGAAAUACAGAGAAUAUAAGAUACGCUGCAAAUGUUGGAAAUCUUGGAAAUAUGAAGAAUUUCGAGGUUCCUGCGAAUAUUAGAUCAUCGUCAGAAAAUGGUCGACGGUCUGAAGUAAUUCGAAUUCCUCUGAGAAAUGGGAAUAUUCAAUCGCCGAAGGAGAAACAGCUUGCCAGUCCGCAAUUAUCAACGCUGACGAUUAAUGGGGUGACUGGAAACAGUUUGUUUAACAAUAGACAAAGCCAACCAAGUUUCACGAAUGUUGGUCUCUUUGACACGACCAUUCCUAAUCCUCUGGAGAUAACAGCUAACAUUAAUCUUCCAAGGACGAAGGAAUCGGUCUUCAAGGGUGUCUUCAGUACUGCGAAGAUAUUAGAACCGCCGCUGGUCAUCCCUCAAUUUCCAGAUUUUGGACCAGGAAUUGACUUCAGAAACGAUCUGACUAAAAAUUUCAGCCUGGUUUCAACCCCCGCGAGAAACUACCUUCCUGUGACUACCACUGAUAAUAUCAAGAUCCCAAACGACCCCUUCGUCACUAGAUACUUCUUCGAUGGCGUAGAGAGAAACGUCCCUCACAAUUUGGCCAUUUUUACUUCGAAUAUCACCUUCACCACUAGCAACCCUCUGAAUUUCAACGAUGAAAUUCCAAUUCCGAUAAGGAACAUUGAAUUGUUGCCUCAAAGAAAUUUUUCAGGUAUCGCGAAACCACUUUUGAAGGUCCCAUUCGAAGCAGUAAUUACAUUUUCAAGAGAAAAUUCAGGAGAAGCAACGACUUGGAGAAACGACAAAGAUAAAUAUCUCUUGAUACCAACAAGAGAUCCUCCUGAUGACUUUCCACCAUAUUUUGAUACUAAUUAUACCCUGACGAAUGAAUCGGGACAGAUAAACGUGGUGUUCGAUGACAAUAAACAAGCGACUGAACCGAUAAAUAAUACUAAAAAGGAGGAGAAGAAGAAGCAAGGAAAGAAACAGGAUUCUUCGAAGACGCAGCAAUCAAACAAGCAAAAAUCUGAGAAAGGACGACCAUCGGUUGUUAGUCAGUUCCUGAAGACGUUUCUAGCACUGAGGAGGAAUAAUAGUUUGGCUACGAAUCUGAAGCCUCCUCCAUUAAAUCCUGAAAAAUUAACAACACCAUCAAGGGCACCAAUCGCCCCAAUGGCACCAGUGGCUCAGAAGGUACCUGCGGCUCAAAAGUAUCCAUCACCUCCCAGAGUACAGUCCUCCUACAAUGAAAAACCAUCGUUUGUGUCAGGACAAGGAAGACGUGGUCAGACGUUUCAGGCGCAGGGAAUCGAGGAUGGCGAUGACAACGGAAGUAACAAUGGCAGCAACAGCGAAGAGAGCACCGAAAAGAAUGACGCCGAUGAAGAUAAUGGCAAUACUAAUGACGACAUUGAAAGUAACGGAGGAGAUGAUAACAGUGAUUCCAAUGAAAGUUCCAGCAGCGAAAGCGACGAGGAUAGCGAAGAAGAGGGUGGUCUUGUCAAGUCCAUUAUCAGUCUGCUUGAGCUUGCAGCACCCAUUUUAGAGGAUCUCAGCGACCCUGAAUCAGACGCGGACAUAGGUGACGUUCUCAGUGCGGGCCUUCCGCUUAUCCAGGAACUGUCUGAGGGAGAUGGUGAGAACCCAGGAUUCGACAUUCCAGGAAUAUUGGUGCCUGUCCUGUUGAAAGUUAGCGAAGAUGGACCAAAAGAUUCAUCAGCGGUUAUAACGCCUCUCAUUCAAUUAGUCGCUCCAUUGAUUGGACCCCUUGUUGGUCCAUUGAUUUUACCAUUGAGUCGACAAAUCAGUAACCCUCCAGGUGAUGGUGGAUCAUCGGUCAGUGAUCUAAUAAGGAGUCUGUUGGGCCCAUUGCUUGAGCCCGUCGGACCUGGAAAAAAGUCUCAGCUAUCGAAUCUCGUCGCAGCAGUUAUCUCUAGUCUUAGCAAAUAUUCUUCAACUUAUGGCAAAUCAGACAUCGCCAGCCUGGUAAAAGCUGUGGUCACAGGAACAAUAGCCGGUUCCAGCGCGGCUUCCAAUCACAAAGACUCUUAUGGACACCAUACAGACUAUGGUGGUGACAGUUACCGUGCUCACCCAUCUACCAACACUUAUGCUGCGGUGCCAUCUAAGGAACCGAAUCCUCUCUCUGUGCUUGGCGAUUCGAUCAAAGACAUUCUAAACGCUAUAGUAAAAGUGGUUUCAUCGUUAGUGAACGCCAUCACGGGUAUUCUGAGCGCUUCCUCCGGCAGUUCCGAGGAACCAUCACCUACUUAUGGCGCACCAUCACCUACUUACGGCGCACCACGUCCUACUUACGGUCCACCACGUCCAACUUAUAGUACAUCACGUCCUACCUAUGAUAAACCACGUUCUACCUAUAAUAAACCACGUCCAUCACAAUAUUUCGCGGUUCCUCCUAGCGAGUCUAUUAGUAUAACCACUAGUGGUCCAAAAAGGUUUCUGAGACUGUGA